AUUCGCGAGGACGUCCUGAUGUUUUGCUUUCAUUUCGCGCGUCGGCCGCCAUCGUCGUUACGAGAGGUUGCUGUAUCGGAGUUUUUUCUUGUGCGGGACGAGCUGUAACGUGCCUUGUCGUCUGGGUUGAAUCGCCCUGACGGUGUUCUUGCUCGUAGGUAGCACCUUGGUAGCACCGACGCUGCGCCGGCGCGAAUAUAUCUGAGUUAAAACUCUAAGCGGGGGACUUCAACUUCGAGCGCACGGGCCUAAAGGGCGCACGGGACGGCCGGGAAUUGCCGAGGCCAACUUCACCUCUUGACCACCACCCACCCGCGCGCGCUACGCCUUCGCCGUCUCCGUCGCGUCUCUCCUCGCUGCACACCAUGUCGAAAAAGGGAAACAAGGCUCAGGCCAAGGAGACCAAGGACACCUCCUACCAGUUCCGCGACGUCGUCCUCGCCAAGAUCCGCGGUUACCCCCCAUGGCCUGGCAUGAUUGUCGACCCGGAAACCGUGCCCGGGACCGUGCAGGGCGAGCGGCCCAACGCCAAAUCGAAAAAGGGCACCUGGUUCUGCGUGCGAUUCUUCCCUGCUGGCGACUACGGCUGGAUCGUCCCACGAGACAUCUCCAAGCUCCAGCCGCACGAGAUCCAGGCCUACAUCAACGAGCCGUACAAGAAAUCCGCUGAUCUGCUGCAGGGCUACCGCAUCGCGCUGGAUCCCACGGAAUGGGAGAAGGAGCGCGAGGCGAUGCGUGACGCAGCGGCCGAGGAGGAGGCCAAUGCAGAGAUCGACCAGCUGGAGAGCGACGGCGAGGAGGAGGCGGGCGACGAUGACGAGGAGGAGCCCAAGCCUAAGGCCAAAAAGCGGAAGCGCGACUCUGAGGCGACACCGGCGAAGAGCAAGGCCAAGCCAAAGACGCCGAAGAAAGGCUCUGCGGAGCCCGCGACCAAGAAGAAGGCCCCGAGCACGAAGGCGAAGAAGAACGGGCACAAGUCAAAGGCUCUGGUCGAGUCGGAGGACGAGGGCGGCGCGGAGGCGGAGGAUGAGAACGCCGGGCCCAGCAAGCAGGCAUCGCCACCGCCCACGAAGAAGGCGAAACGUGAAAAGGAGGGCAAGGAGAGUAAGGAGGGAAAGGACGGUGAGGAGGGCGAAGACUCUGCACUGGCGGCUGAUCCUGAGGCCUCCAAGGUGCGAGAAUGGAGACAUAAGUUGCAAAAGGCCUUCCUCAACGCCAAGGCGUUGCCCAAGGACGAGGACAUGCCCGCACUAGACCAGCUCUUCUCGACGGUGGAGAACUACCAGAAUAUGUCCAUCCAGUACUUGACAUUCUCGAAAAUUGGCAAGGUGAUGCGUCACAUCAACGCGCUGCCCAAGGAUAAGGUGCCGCGCGACGACGAAUUCCACUUCAAGGACCGCGCGAAGACCCUCGUCGACAAGUGGCAUGACAUCCUCAACGAGAACAAGCCCAAGCCCAACGGCGCCGCCGCGGCUGGCGAGAGCGCCAAAGCCACGACGAAUGGCACGAGCCCCGCUGCCAAAGCCCCCGAUGCGGCAGAUGCCGGCGCGACGGCGAACGGCAAGGAGGACAAGCUCAUGGCGGAGGAGGCCAGCGAGGGCGCCAUGGAAGUCGACGACCAGGAGGCGAAAGCAGACACUGCGCCUAUAGACGUGAAGGCGGAGUCUGGAGACGUCGACGCAGAGGCGGACGCACCUGCCGACCUGGCCAUGGACGAGUCUGUAUUAGCAGACGUCACCAUGUCCGAGGCGGCAUAGGAAGGCCGAAUCUCAGAGUCAAGCGAUUCUCCCUCCGUGACGGUCGAAGAAAAGGAGUCGGUGUAUUCCCAUCCCGCCCCGGCACAGGCGCGACGGACGAGGAAUGUCCAUCGCUCUGCUCGCUACGGUCUGAAUCUACAAGGGAUACUCCACCUCGGGUCCCCCUCGCUCUCUCGCUCGAAUGUCCAUCGACCAUAU
Rhodofomes roseus is the source of this 1955-nucleotide messenger RNA. RefSeq lists its product as uncharacterized. The transcript has 6 exons. The coding region runs from base 366 to 1757 and encodes 463 amino acids. The record is from RefSeq and is a predicted model, not a curated record. NCBI's taxonomy places the organism in Eukaryota, Fungi, Basidiomycota, Agaricomycetes, Polyporales, Fomitopsidaceae.